Messenger RNA from Dermacentor silvarum, 1840 nucleotides. Its product is annotated as BEN domain-containing protein 5-like. The record is from RefSeq and is a predicted model, not a curated record. Gene Ontology annotation, molecular function: DNA binding. The transcript has 11 exons. Gene Ontology annotation, biological process: negative regulation of DNA-templated transcription. NCBI's taxonomy places the organism in Eukaryota, Metazoa, Arthropoda, Arachnida, Ixodida, Ixodidae. Bases 20 to 1333 code for a protein of 437 amino acids.
UGCGGCAGAAGUAGCUGCUAUGUACGCGUGCGUGCGUUUUGUUGAGGAAAUUGCCAAUAAUCAAUUGUAUAUCAUCCCAGUUAAAGAUAUCUUAAACUUUAACCCCAAGGAUGAGUCAGACUUUGACAACCGCACAACAUACAAUGCGUAUUGGCGUGAUACAUCUGAUGAAGAGAACAGCGGCCAAUAUGUUGUGCAAAUCCUGAAACUUGCAGCAUCAAAAAAGGAGAUGCAGCGGCAAUUGGAGCUGAAGCGGCCUCAAAUACCAAAGCUUAAUCUGUCGGAUGUUGAUUCAGAAGGGGAGGAGGAGCAGGCAGCAAAAAAAACGGCAAGACAGGAAUUGAAAAAACAUAAACAAACAAAGGCCGCUGCUAGGAAACAGCAGUACUCAAGUAUUCUAUCCCAAUAUACGCAGCACAUGGCUCACAAUGUUGCUGAUGCAAGUCGGCUGGAACCUGCAAAGCUUCCUGCUCCAGGCAGUGGUGCCACAUUUGAAAGAGGAGCACGGCCAAAGUCAAAACCUUCAGGAGCUCCUGCCAGGAAGAAAAGGGCCACAUUUGCAGCCACGGAGUCAGAGUCAAGCUCCGACUCUGAUGAGGCAUUAGUUCCAGCAAGUCAGCUGAAAAGUGCAUUGAAAGAAGUUCAGUACUGGAAGAUGCAGGUUAAAGAAGAGCGCAAACACAGUGCUGCUCUUAAAGAGCAAGUGGACUUUCUGCAAGCUCAAGUUGUGAGCCGGCUGACAUGUGUUCAGGAAACAUUGGACACCAUGAGGACGGAAGCAGGAGCUGGAGGGGGUUUGCAGAUGCCUCCAGGUCAAGGGCUUCCUCAGUGUGAUGACAGCGGAAAAGACGCAUGCAUCACAACUGGGGAGCCCAGUUGCCCAGAGCUCAUGGUGCCAUCUGGCGAAAGUCCAGAGCAUGUCACAGGUUCGGAAAGCUCUUCAAAGGAGUGUGCAACUGCGCAUGUAUUUCCAUCAUUCUCAACAACUCCUGAUGGACGUUUCCACCUCUGCAACGGCAUUUUUGUUACUGCCCUACAAGCUGCAAAGCUUUUCAAUAAUAAGAAGCCGUCAAUUCUUGUGCGGGAAGCCGCACAAGUAAUUUGGGGUGUUGAGACCCUGUCGCAGCGCUCAAUAAGCGGUAGACUGGGACCCACCAGACACGGUGAAGGCGAACCAUGCAAACAAUUAUCUCCUGAUAAGUUGGACGCUGUGUAUGCAUGCCUGUCCCACUGGGGGGAAAAACACAGUGUUGACACCUCAGUGGCAUCAGAAAAAGUGCUGCGCACUUUGAGCGAAAAAAUCCAAGAUGUAAAAAAAAAGCUGCGCAUUUGAAAUUACGACGUUGGCCUAACAAAAGGCCCACGAGGAAAGUUGCAAUAAAGUGUUUCCUGUUUUACAAUCUGACCUUUUCUUUACUGUGUACCUGAGCUGAUCAGAAAUUUCAGUGAAGGUACUCCAAUAGUGAGUCACGCAGAUCAACCAGCUGUAAGCUCUGCAUUUUUGUUGAAGUAUUGAUCAAUCUGUGUACUUUUGUACCAGGAGUUAGAUAUAUAUGGUUAUAGGCUAAUAUUGCCCUAUUGGUUUAGCCAGAAACAUCUUGCUAACAAUAAUGUAGGCCUUAUUCCAAUUCAAAAGACAUUUUGCUGUGGGAGUGGUUUACAUUUAGCUGGAACUCUCAAAUGUUGGAUGUUCAGCUGGAAAUGGCACAUUUUACAGUUGGAACCCAGCUAGAAAUAAAUAUUCCAACUGGAAAAGUUGUCAUUUCCAGCUGGAACUGGUAGGCAUUCCAACUGGAAAUUGGCAAAUUUUCCAGUUGGAAUCCAGCUAGAAAUAAAUAUU